Messenger RNA from Penicillium verhagenii, 1047 nucleotides. Its product is annotated as cytochrome b5-like heme/steroid binding domain-containing protein. The transcript has a single exon. NCBI's taxonomy places the organism in Eukaryota, Fungi, Ascomycota, Eurotiomycetes, Eurotiales, Aspergillaceae. The record is from RefSeq and is a predicted model, not a curated record. Bases 1 to 1047 code for a protein of 348 amino acids. Gene Ontology annotation, molecular function: heme binding.
AUGGGCUGGGUAGGUGUGGCUACACUUGCCGCGACUGCAGCAUACUUUCUCUAUCGCUACCCUCCCCGAACUUGGACCUCUGUCAUCCCCCCACCGGACUCCAAACCCGACGCUCCUUCUGCCUCAUUCGAAUCUGAACCGAACAAGAACAGCCCCACGACCCCUCCAUCCCUGGAGAAACACAUAGAAAGCCCACAAACCACCCCCAAGGCAUCAAUACCAGAACUCUCUCCGCCGGUGCUCGCUGUUCCUACGCUGAAUCUCGAAGACUCCGACAUCCGCAUCGUGACUGAGCCACCGGCGCAAUCUAGCAUGAAUGGAACAACACAACAGGUGGAACAGGUAGCGUCAAUCGAUCGCAAUGAAACAACGACCGAACCUCAACGAAAGCCACCAUCCCUUGCACCGCUUUCUUCAAAUCCCACAAGGCCUGCAAAAACUUCAUCCCUGAUGCCUCCGCCUCCGCCUCCAGGCCCACGCCUCCGUCAAACACCCCAACCCAACCGAGCCCCCUCUGGAGGCCUCGCACCACCGCGCGUGAGUGGCUCCCCCCGCACACCACUGUCCCCAGCGGCAUCAGCGCGCCUCGCUCCAGCCGGUAGUACGGGUCUAAGCAGCAGCACUUUAGCGCCCGCGCCACUAUCCCUGAAGAAAUCCUCGUCCAAGAAAGUUAUUCUCGAUCCAGGAUUUUCGCCUCUGGACUGGGCUGCACUCGCUGCGAAGCCGAACAAUCAGCUCCGAGGAAAGGACGUCCCACCCGGAUAUCUAAGGAUUACGCCUUCUAUGCUGAAAAUGCAGAAUGGGCGCAAGGGCCGCGAUGCGUGGACUUCGUACCAGGGCAAGGUGUACAAUAUAAAUCCCUAUAUCCCGUAUCACCCUGGUGGAAAGGGUGAGCUGUUGCGGGGUGCGGGUAAGGAUUCGGGCCAGCUAUUCCAGGAAGUUCAUCCUUGGGUCAACUGGGAUGGAAUCCUUAAUGAGUGCAUGGUUGGGAUUCUGGUGUCUGAGCAUGAUUCUCAGGCUGAGAAUGCACUCGAUGCGAUGGAUUGA